CACUCACUGACGAUGGCGGCUACCUAACCCACCUGCAGCAGAUUUCAAGGCGCGCGCACGGCUCCCUCCCAACCUCGUCACAGAGGCUCCCGUCGCUUGAUAUUUAAAUCGCGCCCCUGCGCGCAGAGAGCCACAAGCAUGCCUCGUCUCUAGAGAGGCAGGGCGCGACUUGGAGACGCUUUGGUUCAGAGAGAGAGAGAACUGUGCAGCCGCUGCUGAAGCAGAGCGCAGGAGUUUUAUCCCAACUUCACUGCUGCAGGUCGUUGAGACACAGCGACCUUGUUCUCAGGGAAACAUUCCUGGGGGAAACGGUACAAGUGAACACAUAGACACAAGUCACACGUACACACAAGCACAAUGCAGGAGUCGGAGCCCACAGUCUGCCAGCUGCAGCCCAACAUCAUCUCAGUGCGCCUUUUCAAGAGGAAGGUUGGUGGUUUGGGCUUCCUGGUGAAGCAGAGGGUGUCCAAGCCGCCUGUCAUUGUGUCAGACUUGAUUCGCGGCGGAGCAGCAGAAGAGUGUGGCCUGGUGCAGGUGGGCGACAUAGUGCUAGCCGUCAAUAACAAACCCCUGGUAGACCUUUCAUAUGAGCGAGCGUUGGAGACUUUGAAAAAUGUGUCGCCUGAGAGCCAUGCCGUGCUCAUCCUCCGAGGGCCCGAAGGGUUUACCACCCACCUGGAGACCACCCUGACCAGAGACGGCCGCCAGCGCACGGUGAGGAUCACCCGACCUGCCUUCCCAUCCUCAAAGUCCUUCGAUCAGUGGUCCCCUGUCAGUGCAUACAGCACCGGGCAGCAGCUCCACAAGGAGCCCCAGCUGAGGGCCAUUGAAAACCUGUCCUCUCCUUCCAUCACUCAAACGCUCUUGCAGAGGGGAGGGAUGCAGGGCCAGGACGGGGGCCGCGGAGCACUGCUGUGCAACGGGCUGGAAGAAAACAACGACCUGCUUAAGGAGAUCGAGCCGGUGUUGCAUCUCAUCAAAAACAGCAAAAAGGAGAUUAACGGUGAAGGCCAGCGGAAUGCCGGGAGAAGAGAUGCAGAGAUUCAAGUGGCAUGGGACCUCGGUGUGGGAAAUGAGACAUCCAUCCAGCUGGGUUCGGAUAAUGACAGAAUGUUGGAUCACGUGCCAGUGGCAGACCACAAUGCUGAUAUUGACAAGUCUACAGCCCAGGGCAGGAUCUCACCCAUUAAAUCGGUGCAGAAUGGCAGCCCCUCCAAAUGCCCUCGCUUCAUAAAGAUCAAGAACUGGGAGACAGGCACUCUCUACAAUGAUGUCCUCCACCACAGCUGCAGUAAGAUGCCAAUCUGCAGUGAAAACGUCUGCAAUGGUUCUGUGAUGGUGCCAAGUCAGGGUGUUCGCAAACCAGAUGAGGUCAGAACCAAAGAGGAACUUCUUCCCCUGGCCGCUGACUUCAUUGACCAAUACUACACCUCCAUCAAAAGGUUUGGCUCCAAGGCUCAUGUGGACAGAUGGGAGGAGGUGACAAAAGAGAUUGAAGCUUCAGGGACUUAUCAACUAAAAGACACCGAACUGAUUUAUGGAGCCAAGCACGCCUGGAGGAAUGCUGCCCGAUGUGUGGGACGGAUUCAGUGGUCCAAACUACAGGUUUUUGAUGCCAGAGACUGCACAACAGCCCAUGGAAUGUAUAACUACAUCUGUAACCAUAUCAAGUAUGCCACCAACAAAGGCAACCUUCGGUCAGCAAUCACCAUAUUUCCACAGAGAACCGAUGGCAAACAUGAUUUCAGAGUGUGGAACAGUCAGUUGAUUCGCUACGCAGGUUACAAACAACCUGAUGGAGGUAUUCUGGGAGACCCUGCUAAUGUUGAGUUCACAGAGAUCUGCAUGCAGCUUGGAUGGAAAGCACCAAAGGGUCGAUUUGACGUCCUUCCACUUCUGCUACAAGCCAAUGGAAAUGACCCUGAGCUUUUUGAGAUCCCUGAAGACCUAAUUCUGGAGGUUCCUAUCAUACAUCCAAAGUUUGAGUGGUUCAAGGACCUGGGGCUGAAGUGGUACGGCCUCCCAGCAGUUGCAAACAUGCUGCUAGAGAUUGGCGGUCUUGAAUUCACUGGAUGCCCCUUCAGUGGCUGGUACAUGGGCACAGAGAUUGGCGUGAGGGACUUCUGUGACAGCUCACGCUACAACAUUCUGGAGGAGGUUGCCAACAAGAUGGGCUUAGACACCAGGAAGACAUCUUCCCUUUGGAAAGACCAGGCACUUGUGGAGAUUAAUAUUGCUGUUCUCUACAGCUUUCAGACUUGCAAAGUGACCAUAGUGGACCAUCACUCAGCCACAGAGUCCUUCAUGAAGCACAUGGAGAACGAGUAUCGGGUGAGAGGAGGCUGCCCUGGAGACUGGGUGUGGAUUGUGCCUCCAAUGUCAGGAAGCAUUACGCCAGUCUUUCACCAAGAAAUGCUCAACUACCGUCUCACACCUUCCUUUGAGUACCAGCCUGAUCCUUGGAACACUCAUGUGUGGAAAGGAGUCAAUGGGACACCCACAAAGAAAAGGGCCAUCGGAUUUAAGAAGCUUGCCAAGGCUGUGAAAUUUUCUGCAAAGCUAAUGGGGCAAGCCAUGGCCAAGAGGGUUAAAGCCACCAUACUGUUUGCUACUGAAACAGGAAAAUCACAAGACUACGCCAAAACUCUCUGUGAAAUCUUCAAACACGCCUUUGAUGCCAAGGUCAUGUCCAUGGAUGAAUACGAUGUGGUGGACUUGGAGCAUGAGACGCUGGUUUUAGCUGUAACCAGCACAUUUGGCAAUGGGGAUCCACCUGAAAAUGGAGAGAAAUUCGGAGCUGCCUUAAUGGAAAUGCGCCACCCAACUUCCAACACAGAGGACAGAAAGAGCUACAAGGUUCGAUUCAACAGCGUGUCUUCUUACUCAGACACUCGAAAGUCCUCCAGUGACGAACCAGAGGCCAGGAUCAAUUUUGAGAGCACAGGACCUCUUGCUAAUGUCAGAUUUCCCCCAAAUCAGGCCCAGACAACCAACAGAGGGGGGAAAAAGAAGUUCAGGUUCUCAGUGUUUGGCCUUGGCUCCCGGGCCUACCCACACUUCUGCGCCUUUGCCCACGCUGUGGACACGCUUUUUGAAGAGCUGGGGGGUGAGCGCAUCCUACGCAUGGGAGAAGGAGAUGAGCUGUGUGGCCAGGAGGAAUCAUUCAGAACAUGGGCCAAGAAAGUUUUUAAGGCUGCCUGUGAUGUGUUCUGUGUUGGUGAUGAUGUGAACAUCGAGAAGGCUAAUGACUCCUUGAUCAGCAACGACCGUAGCUGGAAGAAGAGCAAGUUCCGCCUAACGUACACAGCUGAGGCCCCUGCGCUGACAGAAGCAUUAUACAGUGUCCACAAGAAGAAAGUACAUGGAGCAAUGAUGAUUGAAGCUCAAAACCUACAAAGUUCAAAAUCCAAUCGCUCAACCAUAUUAGUGAGGCUCGACACAAACAACCACGACAGCCUGCGCUACAAGCCUGGCGACCAUCUGGGCAUCUUCCCUGGCAACCACGAGGACCUGGUAACGGCACUCAUAGAUAAACUGGAGGAUGCUCCGCCUGUCAAUCAAAUCGUCAAAGUGGAGUUCCUGGAGGAGAGGAACACGGCACUAGGUGUUAUAAGUAAUUGGACCAAUGAGACCCGUAUUCCUCCCUGUACCAUCAACCAAGCUUUUCAGUACUUUCUGGACAUCACCACUCCACCGACCCCUGUGCUGCUGCAGCAGUUUGCAGCUCUGGCAACCAACGACAAGCAGAAAAGGAAAUUAGAAAUCCUUAGUAAGGGUUUGCAGGAGUACGAGGAAUGGAAGUGGUACAACAACCCUACACUAGUGGAGGUGCUGGACGAGUUCCCCUCCAUCCAGAUGCCGUCGACUCUGCUGCUCACUCAGCUUCCCCUGCUGCAACCUCGCUACUACUCCAUCAGCUCCUCUCCUGAUAUGUAUUCAGGAGAGAUUCACCUCACAGUAGCUGUGGUCUCUUAUCAUACCAGAGGUGGGCAAGGACCCAUCCAUCACGGAGUAUGUUCAUCGUGGCUCAACAGGAUAGAGAAAGGAGAAAUGGUACCGUGUUUUGUCCGAAGUGCACCGUCGUUCCAACUUCCAAAAGACAACAAAGCACCGUGUAUCCUCGUGGGUCCAGGAACGGGCAUCGCCCCAUUCAGAAGCUUCUGGCAACAAAGACUAUAUGACCUGGAGCAAAAUGGGAUUAAGUCUUGCCCCAUGAUCCUGGUGUUCGGUUGUCGACAGUCUGAGAUGGAUCACAUCUACAAGGAGGAGACUCUGCAGGCCAAGAACAGAGAAGUGUUCAAAGAGCUCUACGCUGCGUACUCCAGAGAACCUGGCAAACCAAAGAAAUAUGUGCAAGAUGUGCUGCGUGAGCAUCUGUCUGAAACUGUGUACCAGUGCCUGAGGAAGGAAGGAGGGCACAUCUACGUGUGUGGGGAUGUAACAAUGGCAGGAGAUGUUCUGAAGACCGUGCAGCAAAUCAUCAAGCAGCAAGGUCACAUGAGCAUAGAGGACGCUGGAUUCUACAUCAGCAAGCUUAGGGAUGAAAACCGAUACCACGAGGACAUCUUUGGGGUCACUCUGCGCACCUAUGAGGUCACCAAUCGACUUCGCUCAGAGUCCAUUGCCUACAUUGAAGAGAACAAAAAGGACUCGGAUGAGGUUUUCUGCUCAUAGGUCGAUGAAUGGAGGGCUUGCUGAACACAACCAGUCUGAACGACACGGCAACACUGGUUAAAGAAUACUGUGCCAACUUUUGUACUGUAAAGAAAAAAACAAAAAAGGGUUUUGUUUCUUUUUUUUUUAUAUACCACUUAAACAGUUCUGUUGGGCUCUGCAACUUUGUCUGUAGCAAGUUGGAAAUGUUCUGUUCUGAUAUCGUUUUUGCUUGUUGAUGAUACUUCCAAAAAUUUACAAAUUGAUCAUUAUGAUUCAUAAUGUGUGCACUUAGUGUAAUGAACUGCCUCAUUGUGAAUGCAUGACAAAGAAAUUAAUAUAAUCAAGAAAUAUAAUAUACUCUGUGUUAUUGUUGCAGUUAAAAGGCUUUUAUUGAGGUUAUAUAUUUGCAAGAAAAUGUGCACCAUUGAUUAAAAAAAAAGUUCUGUAUUAAAUUUGUCGACUUUACAUUUGGGAAUGUGUAGGGACUGGUAAAUCUGCUAUAUUUUGGGGGGUUUUAUUAUCAAUAAAGGCUUAAGUAGACAAAGUUAAGACAGUGAAGCAUGUACAGGCAUGUUGACAGACAAAAAAGAAAAAGAAAAAGUUUGGUGUGUUGACAAAUUUAAAUUGUGAUUUGGUCACAGCGUCGAUGAACGCAUCUAUUAAUGUGCCACUGGGAGUUCAUCAAAAGGCAUCAGCUUCAGGGCAAGUGCUCUUUAGUGGGAUGUUCAUCCUGUCAUAACAUUCAUAACAUUUUCAUGUCUCAGCUGGUGCUCUCCAAACAAUGAAAUCCAAGAGCUGCUCAGUCUUAAAUUCAAACAAAAAUGUGUUUAAAAUCUUAAGAGCCUUGAACAAAUUUAAAUGUUGUGUGAACUAGGGUACAAUGUAUCACGCUUAUAAUUACAGUAAAGGCAAAUUGUUUCGUAAAUUAUUGAAUUACAAAUUAAUAAAUUAAUGCAAAACAUGUAGGAUCAUGACUUAAAAAUGCUGGGAUUUGUUGAAGGGUUUAAUAAAAUGAUUUAUGGAUGUCACAAACAAGAUUUUUUGUUUUAUGAUAUUGAUCCAAGUAAUAUUAAGAUUAAGUGUAUGUUGAUUCGGUGUCUCGGAUACUUUUUAUACAGCACUGAUUUGCACACUACAGACCACAAUUACAAUAAAGUUAUCUCAGUCAAUGCAUGCAAAUUGUAGGCACUUCAGCAGCUCUGGAAGUUUGUGGACGUGCUUGAAAACACCAACUAUAUUCCUCAUGGUAGCCUCCUUUCCUGCAUUGCUGGAAUGUGUGUGUGUGUUAAACAGCCCACACAUCCCCACACAACUUCUUACAUAAAUGUUUAUAUACUUGCAUUGUUACAUGUUCACAUAUUGUGGGCAUGGUCUUUGGCAGUUUCCCAUAUAUUUACAUCUUCUUGAUUCACAAAAAUGCUGGGCAUGCAAACAUGGACUGUUCAGAUCCGUUCAAAAUUCAUCCAGUGGGCUGUAAGGCUAAGCAGUGACUUCAGGCAAACCUCCAAAGUAGAUCUAUAAUGUAAAGCAAGAAGCUGUAAUAUCAGAUGGUAUAUCUUGUUUAUGAUGGAUUAUUAGUUCUUUCCAGGAUAAACUGCAUCCGAGAUCAACAUAUCCACCCUAAAACUAUUCUUUCCAUCAUUCAAAUAGUUUGGUUCUGUUUUACUGCAGCCUCCUGGAAAUGUACCCCUUUUAGUUUCCUUCAUAGUGUUGCUUUAACUUACCUGCUUGCAAAAUUAGCUGAAAGAAAGUUGUGAAGUGCGACAACAGCUGCAAAUAUUUGUAGAGAGGCAGAGGUAUGGAGCAUUUACCAAUGUCAAAGCUUAAGCAGCUUAAAAAAAACACAUAAGCUUUCAGGAUGAGGGGUUAGUUUACUUUGCACAACUUUACUUUAAUCAAGAGACAAGUUAGACAAGUUUGGCACACUUAAUUUUGCAAGAAUUGCUGUUCAGGUUUUGGCAUUGCGAUUUCCUGGUGAGUACAAAAGCAAGAAGGUUGAGUUUUGUAAAAGGUCAUAGUUUAACUUUGAUCAUACUGCAACACAAGGCUAGAAUAUUUAUGCAGAAAUGAUCAUUUUGCACUUCACCACUAUUCCAGUGAUGAAAUACAGAUAAAAACAUUUUGGUAAUGGUGACUGAGAUUGUUACUAAAUAGAAUACAUAAAGAGGAAUAUAAGUUUAAGAUUUUGGUUUUACUGUAGAAUAGAUACUCUAAGAAAAUCUGUUCCCACAUUACCAAACCUGAAAACUCGCCUCAUGUGAACAGCUUUUUAUUUUUUACACUUUAGCUUUUGUACAGAACAAAAACUCCAAAUGUAACAUAAUGAGCUUUAAAUGUGCUGUUGGGAAGAAUUCACUACCUUUUUGAGAGUGCCAAUUCAUGUUUUUAAACUUUUUGCUUAGCUAAUUGCAUCCCAGCUGUAGCAUUAUAUUUACUCAAUUAUCAGCAAGCUGGAGAGCGUUUUCCCUCGACGCUGUUUUCUCAAGAAUUAGCUGCUUCAUAGCUAAACAUUAAGGAAAGCAAAUGAUGCUGCUCUGAUCAUAUCCGACAGCUGUCGACUUGCACAUUCAUCACCAAUGAAGCUUUUAAAGAAAAAUGCAGAAAAUGCAUUUGCAGCAUCUUUACUUGUCUGCCUCUUGCCUUACAUUACCUCUUUGCCAACAUUUGGUACAUUCAUUCAUUCAUUCACUUGGCUUUCUGCAUGUUUUCCUGUGGCUUAAGUGAGACCCCCCCUCUCGCUGUAAAAUAAACCCUGUCUGGUUGUCAGCAUGUGUGUAUUUGCCUGCCUACUUGUGCCCCAAAAAUCAUCUCCGGUGCACAUAUUUGAGUGGAUGUAAUCGAGCUUGAUCUCAGGUAUGUUUGUUCAUUCCUCCUGUUGUUUCUUUCAUUGUUCGUUUAAAAGCAAGACAAAAAGAAAAACAAAUCUCAAACAUGGACUUGACAUUAGCACGAGCCUGCAAAUUUGAGGUUGCAGAUGGUGUUUUGGUAGCAGGAAGCUGCCCACGUGGAUUUUAGCGACGAUCUCAGCAGGACAGUCCAAUUGUUUUAAGUUCUAAUUAAGGCUUCUGGUCGGAGAAAAGAGAUCAUCCCACACUGGCUUUGGUCAUUUGCUGCUUUAGUCAGAUUUGAAU
Molecule: messenger RNA, 7787 nt
Organism: Poecilia latipinna (sailfin molly)
Lineage: Eukaryota; Metazoa; Chordata; Actinopteri; Cyprinodontiformes; Poeciliidae
Gene: nos1
Product: nitric oxide synthase 1 (neuronal)
Exons: 30
Coding region: 358-4674 (1438 amino acids)
Biological process (GO): nitric oxide biosynthetic process
Molecular function (GO): nitric-oxide synthase activity; flavin adenine dinucleotide binding; calmodulin binding
Source: RefSeq, a predicted model, not a curated record